Messenger RNA from Dioscorea cayenensis subsp. rotundata (Guinea yam), 824 nucleotides. Its product is annotated as protein OPAQUE10-like. Lineage: Eukaryota; Viridiplantae; Streptophyta; Magnoliopsida; Dioscoreales; Dioscoreaceae. Gene Ontology annotation, molecular function: actin filament binding; cytoskeletal adaptor activity. The transcript has 5 exons. The coding region runs from base 210 to 707 and encodes 165 amino acids. Gene Ontology annotation, cellular component: actin filament. The record is from RefSeq and is a predicted model, not a curated record. Gene Ontology annotation, biological process: actin crosslink formation.
AAUAAACAAGUGCAUAGAGAGAAAGAAGGAAGAAAAAGAGAAGCAGAAGUGAAGGCGGAAAAAGUGGGGGACGCUUUUCUUUGAGAUUCUCAGAGGAUCUCUAUUUAUAAUACCAUAACGCCGGAGAAAACACGGUUUUCGUUCUUCUUCUUUUUUUAAUCUUUUUCUUGAAAAUAGGAUUGGUUUUGGCGGGAAGAGUGUGGGUGGAGAUGAUGAGGAGGAUGGCCGGAGAGGUGCUCAGAGUCCGGGAGACGUCGCCCGAUGAGGCUGAGACUAGCUUUCGCGAGCUCGAUGAUGUUUUCCUCCAGACUCAGACGAGAAUAUGGCUUGGAGAAGUUCUUCAUGAAAGGUUUGAUGAAGAAAUGGCUGUUGCUGAUUUAUUGGCAGAUGGAGAAUUGCUAUUUCAAGUAUCAAAAGCUGUGUGGAAGAUGAUAUUGAAUAAGAAUGUGGAUAUAAGGCACUCAAAAUUCUUUAUCUAUGAACGUACUUCUUUUGGUAAGGCUGAUGGGAGAUAUAUGGCUUAUCCCAAGGUUGACUCCUUUUUAAAGAUCUGUCAGAUCUUGGGGAUGACCGGCAUUGAUCUAUUUUCCCCACCUGAUGUUGUCGAAAAAAGGGAUAUUCGUAGGGUUUGCAUGUGCAUUCGCUCUCUCUCGAAGAAAGCUAGAUUGAUGAAAUUAAAUAUUUUGACAUUGUUACAUACACAAUAGCCAUGCCCUACUGGUUUGGUUGGUGGUCUACGUAGGAGUUUAGAGCUAUCACAGCGCAACUCUUCUAAUUCCAACGGGAGUAGCCCAUCAAUGGGUCCAAGGGGAUUGCACAAGCAG